Parus major (Great Tit) is the source of this 2687-nucleotide messenger RNA. RefSeq names its product cell adhesion molecule 3 (gene CADM3). The record is from RefSeq and is a predicted model, not a curated record. The coding region runs from base 64 to 1434 and encodes 456 amino acids. The transcript has 11 exons. Gene Ontology annotation, biological process: homophilic cell-cell adhesion. Gene Ontology annotation, cellular component: presynaptic membrane. NCBI's taxonomy places the organism in Eukaryota, Metazoa, Chordata, Aves, Passeriformes, Paridae.
AGCAGCGCCCGCCGCCCGCGCUGCGGCUCGGUCGCGCCGGCCCCGCGGGCUCCCGCCGCCACCAUGCAGCCCCCCGCCCUCGGCAUCCUCCUGCUCGUCGCCUGCUUCGGCAGCGCUCGGGGAAACCUCUCCCGCGACGAGAGCCAGCCCACGACGUCGGACGAGACGGUGGUGGCCGGGGGCACGGUGGUGCUCAAGUGCCAGGUGGAGGAUCCCGAUGAUUCCUCGCUCCAGUGGUCCAACCCUGCCCAGCAGACCCUGUACUUCGGGGAAAAACGAGCCCUGCGGGAUAACAGGAUCCAGCUGGAGAGAUCCACCCCCAACGAGCUGACCAUCAGCAUCAGCGACGUGGUGCUGGCCGACGAGGGCGAGUACACCUGCUCCAUCUUCACCAUGCCCGUGAGGACAGCCAAGGCCCUGGUCACCGUGCUGGGGAUCCCCCAGAAGCCCCAGAUCUUCGGCCACGAGCAGCCCAUCGAUGAGGAGAAGGUGGCCCGGCUCAUCUGCCGCUCCUCCGGCAGCAAACCCGCGGCACAGCUGCGCUGGAGGAAGGGCAACAGGGAGCUCAAGGACUCAGGCACAGAGGUGGUGGAGGACCCCAACGGCAAGACCUUCACAGUGACCAGCAGGGUGGAGUUCCGUGUCACCAAGGAGGACAACGAGGUGGAGGUCACCUGCACGGUGGACCACGAGUCCCUGCAGAACUCGGAGAGGUCAACCACGCAGAAGCUGCAGGUCCACUACAAGCCAACAGCGAAGAUCGAGCCACACCCGCAGUACCCGCGGGAGGGGGAGAAGCUGCAGCUGCAGUGCGACGGGCAGGGCAACCCCAUCCCACAGGAAUUCCUCUGGGAGAAGGAGGGCAGCGAUGCUCCCCUGCAGCUCAGCUCCGAGAGCGUCCUCAUCUUCCCCUUCCUCAACAAGAGUGACAGUGGCACCUACGUGUGCACGGCCACCAGCUCCAUGGGCAGCGUGGUGGCCAAGUACAACCUGGACGUCAGUGAUCUUCCCCAGCUCCCCACCCCACACGUUCACUCCACUCCAGCCCCUCCGCCAGGCCCUUCCCAGCCCAUCUCUCAUUCUUCCAUGGCCUCCGCUCCAUCCUUCACUCCAGCUCUCAUCCAAGACGCCAGCCCGGUGCCCUCGACCUCCAGCACCUACCACGCGAUGAUCGGCGGGGUGGUGGCUGUCAUCGUCUUCCUGCUGCUCAGCCUCCUCAUCGUGCUGGGACAUUACCUGAUCAGGCACAAAGGUUUGUGCCCAGGCCCUGGGGACACGGUGCCACCCCGCCAUCGGCCACCCCCUGUGCUGAUGUGCACGUACCUGACCCACGAGGCCAAGGGCUCUGACGAUGCUCCGGACGCCGACACCGCCAUCAUCAACGCCGAGGGCGGCCAGGCCGGCGGCGACGACAAGAAGGAAUAUUUCAUCUAAAGGGGUCAGAGAGAGAGAGAGAGAGAGAGAGAGAGAGAAAAAUGGAGCCAAGAGAACCCCGAUGGCAACGGCAACCAGACCACAAACCCCACAAAACCCAACAGAUUUUCUCUGGCGCCCGGCACGGGCGGACGGACAGACAGAGGGAUGGCGGGACAGAGAGCAGGGAGAGCCACCGGCCUCGAAGCGCUGCCGACGCUUCUUGAACUUGUACAAAUCGUUCACUCCGACAGCGAGAGCCCCGGCCCCGUUUGCUUGCUUGCACCUCCAUCCCCACGCCCCCAAACCCACAGACCAAACCCGUGAGUGAGCGACUUCUUCCUUCUUCCUUUGGACCUUUUUGCUUUGGUUUCGUGGCUGCUCUUUGCUUCGGGCCCUUGGUUGGGGUGUUGGGCUGGGGUCGAUGUAGCUCUUCCCUUUGUUUCUCUCCGUUUUGGUUUCUUUGAUAUCCAAGGAUAAAAUCAGCUCCGGGCUCCCGGGGCAAGUUUGGGACCUUGGGUGUCCCCGUUGUCACCCCCCCGGUGCCGGGGGUGGCUCCAGCUGGGAGCAGAGAGAGACCCUGCCCCGAUUUUAUCCUUGGUGGUUCUUGUGGAGCAGUGUCCAUGCGGGAGCAGAGCUGUCCUCGUGCAGUCAGUGUGUGAAAGGGGGUGAAAGCCCAGGGUGGGACCCCCGGAGAAGAGCGGGAGCCCCCACAGCUCCCUGGUCCCACCCCAGCGGGAGGGGGGAGGGCUGAGGUUUAUUUUGGGGGGUCAAAUCCAGAGGAAAAGACCCUGAUUUUUUUUAUUUUUCCUAAAUUUUCUGAUUGGAAAUUCCAAUUUUAACCAUCUAUUGAGAUGUUCAGUGCAGGAGGCAGCGCCCCUGGGGCUGGGGCUGCUUCCUUGGGACCCCCUGGAGCAGGGCUGGGGUCUUUCUGCCCCCCUUCCCCUUCCCAGGGCAGGGAUGAGCUUGGAAAGGGCUGAUUUUCCUCUUGGCUCUGAGAGCCCCAACCAACAGCGGCCAAAACAACCGGAUUUGGGAUCUGGGGAGUUCAGGGAUCCCCACAGAGGCUUGGGGGGGGGGUUGGCUCAUCCUUCCUCCUUGCCCUUCCUCCUGCCUCUUCCACCAUCCCUUCCAGAACAAAACCAAACACCUUUCCCAACCUCUCCAGCACAGCCCCAGCUUGGCCCCCCCAGUCAGGGGCUGCCCCCCACGGCAUCAUCAGGACACCCCAGCCUUGGGAUGAGAAUUCCUGGGAUCCCACAUCCCGCUCUGGA